This is a messenger RNA of Ambispora gerdemannii, 4851 nucleotides long. The record is from the annotation of a GenBank genome assembly. NCBI's taxonomy places the organism in Eukaryota, Fungi, Glomeromycota, Glomeromycetes, Archaeosporales, Ambisporaceae.
AUGGAUGGCGGUCAUCAAGUGACAAUCAGUAAAAGCUUGUUGGACAGGCAACAAGGUCAAACAAGUACUACCGAUACCACCACUACCUCCUCUAUCCUCACGCCAUCAGCAUCUAUUGUUAACAGUAACCGCGAUCUAUCUUACGUUUCGUAUUUCACCUCCAAUUAUCGUCAAACAGGCUUUGAAGCCUAUAACAACUUAGAUCUAAGUGUAGGAAAUUCAAACAUGAGUACAUUUCAAUCGCAAGAAGGAGAAGACCGGAAUCGGGGACAGAACUCUGAGGAAACGUUUGGUAGCAAUGUUAUUGACCGUCGCACCAAUGGCAUCAUAUAUUCUCGUAGGCCCGGUGAGGUCACGGAGAUUAGCGUCAGCGAAACUUUUGAUUUCUCGCAGCAUCAUUUCUCCCACCCACUUAACUCAUCUUCGUUUAAUCAACCACACCGAGAUUAUUCUACAAUUUCCACCACUAAUUCUACCGCCAACGGCAAAAGUUCGAUUGAUCCAAUUACCCGGCCUGUCAAAUUUCAAGAUAGGCGAAAAAAUAACGAUGAUUGGCGUAAUGCCACGACUACAGGUGCAGGAGAACGCGUAAACAGAAAAUCAGCACACAUUCAAAAUCAACCAUUGUCUUUUCGACCUCCUCCACCACCUCCGAUUACUAUUACUGAUAGCCAAAGUAUGGUAAGAAAGCGACCAUUAUCUCCAAUGUUAUCAGUCGAAUCAUUUAAUCAACAAAAUAAUCGGCAACGAAUGUCAAAUACUCCUCCUUUCCCACAGGACAAUUAUAAUACAAAUAGACAAUUUUCCCCUUUUCUACCACAUGAAAAAGACUAUGGGUACACAAAUGCACAAACACGACGGCGAAAUUCAAUAUCGUCACAAUUGGUGCCUACUAGAAAAAGAUUGACACCUAAACCCUUAAGCGUAUCACGCACCACUUCUCUGCCAAGACAUUCCAAAUCACUACCUAAACGCACUAGUUCACCUGUAAAACAAAAAUUUCUAAAAGAAUUUUAUACCAUAGAUUUUAUACACUCAAAUUUUGAUACAAGAUCUGUCUUAGAGAAGCAAGAAAAUGCAGAAUGGCUAAAAAAUCCAAAAAGUUAUCUCAGCAAUCGCACGUAUUUUUCUUCAAGAUUUCAAACAGUUGCUGACCAAUUCUUUCGAGCAACAGUUACGUUAGAAUUAGAAGAAAAAACAUAUAUUGGUCAGGGGGAUUCUACUAAAAAAAAGGAAGCAGAAAAAAUAGCUGUACUCCAUUUAUUGUAUCAACUUGAAGCGCAAGCUAUGUUGAGUAAAUUAAAAAGUUCCCAAGAUGGUCUUGAUUCUGAAUCUAAGACGCAUGUAUUUGAAUAUUGUGCAAGAUUCGAUCAUGUUCCUUACUUUAAACUCGUUUCAAAUGGUCGUUUUGAUUGGCGUGCAGAAGUGGAUCUCCCUUCUCAGGAAAUUGUUGGUCGAGGACGUGGAAGAACAAAGAAAGAGGCAGAGCUUAGGGCUUCACAAGAUUUCAAGAGACAAGCUGAAGAAUACCAAGCACGGCAUGGAGGGGAACCUCUCUCAAAAACAGAAGGAAAAACUAUGAACGAGGAAACAUCUAAAGAUUUUAUUCGUUAUUAUACUAAAUAUUUUAAAUUCAAAAGCCCCGAAUUUAAAUAUCAAGCAGUUGGGCCAAAUAGAAGUACGAUAUGGGAUGUUUCAAUUAUAGUUGAAAAUUCCGUUAUAGGGAGUGCUCAGCGACCAUCUAAACGUGAUGCACAAAUAGCUGCCUUUCUGGAUGCUGCUAUUGGCUUGCGAAAAGAAUCACCUCAACUAUGGGAAAAAUUCGAAAAAACCAGAAGCAAAGAUGGAGGUCAAAGAUCAUUGCCUUUAGUUCCUUUAAAUAUGGGGGAGGGAACGCAUCGUAUUCUUCGGAAUCUUGUUUAUGAUAUACGAGAUGCACCAAUGUUUUCCGAGCCUAAUUCGCUAAAUGAAAUUGAAUCAAGUUGGAAGAAACCAAUUACUACGUCUCAAAAUAAAAAAACAGCAACAAAAGCAAAGAAAGCAAGGCACGAAACUCCUGAGAAAGCAAAAAUUCUUAACGCAAAAUCCGAACAACUUUAUGCUUCUUUUCAGAAAUAUUUAACUUCGAAUGAGACUAAGAAGAUGCGUGCUAUUCGACAUAAUCUUCCAAUUACACAAUAUGCCGAGACAAUAAUGAAAGUUAUGGAAGAGAAUCCUAUAAUGGUAAUUGUAGGAACAACCGGCUGUGGUAAGACCACUCAAUUGCCACAACUUAUUCUCGAAGAAGCAACAAGGAAAAAAAAUGGAGCACGUUGUAAUAUCAUUGUUACGCAACCCCGUAGAAUUGCUGCUAUUUCUGUUGCUCAACGUGUUGCUGUUGAGAGAUCAGAAAAAUUAGGAGUCACAGUGGGAUAUCAAGUUCGUUUUGAAAGUGUAAUGCCAUCUACCUCUGGAAGCAUUCUAUACUGUACUACCGGUCUUUUCCUGCGUCGUCUCCAUGAUGAACAGAGUAACAAAGACCCCCUCGAGGGCAUAACUCAUAUCGUCAUAGACGAAGUACACGAGAGGGACAUGAACACUGACUUUUUAUUAGUGAUUCUAAAACGUCUUCUUGACGAAAGGCGACGUAGUAAUCAGCCUCCGAUUAAGUUGAUUCUCAUGAGUGCAACAAUUGAUACGGGAAUAUUUGCAGAAUACUUUGGCAAUUUCUUUCCGAAUGGUAAAUGUCCAGUUAUUGAAGUACCCGGUAAAAUUUAUCCUGUUGAAAAAUUUUAUCUGGAUGAUAUAAUAACACAGUUACAGACAUCAUAUCAACCAUCGGAAACACCUCAAUUCAAUACAAAAGACGUUAAAAAAUAUAUUGAUCGUGAGAUGAACCUUGUAAUUCAACCAAAAUCUUCAGAGAUGGAAACCAAUAAUCAGAAUGGUGAAGCAGAAGAAAAUGACAAUGCAUCUGUGGAAACAUCGUCAUCUGAAACAAUUAUUGAUUGGAGCAAACCAACAAAACAACAGAAAGACGAUGAAUUGGCCGAUGCUGAAAUUCCAUACGAUCUAAUGGGAUUAAUACUUGCACAUAUCGCCAAGACAGGCAAAGAGGGUUCCAUUUUAGUUUUUUUACCUGGAUGGGAGGAAAUAACUGCCCUAAAUAAACUUUUGACUUCUCGUACACUACUAGGUGUUAAUUUUAAUGAUCAGAGUAAAUUUACAAUACACAUGCUCCAUUCUUCUCUUCCAUCAAUAUCACAAAAACAAGUUUUUGACCCAUUGCCUAAUCCAGGUAUGCGAAAAAUCAUUCUAGCGACAAAUAUUGCCGAAACUUCAAUUACCAUUCCAGAUAUUGUGUUUGUUAUUGAUUCGGGAAAACUUAAAGAAAAACGAUACGAUCAAUCAAAACGAAUGACUGCUCUAAUUACUACUUGGAUCAGUCAAUCAAAUGCACGUCAAAGAGCCGGCAGGGCUGGACGUAUGCGUGAAGGCGUCUAUUACUCUAUGAUGUCAAAAAAACGUUAUCAAUGCAUAGAAGGCUUUUCAACGCCGGAAUUAUUGCGCUCAGACCUGCAAGAAAUAUGCCUGCAAAUUAAGGCACUUGAUCUCCCAACAACGAUUGCUGAUGUACUCGCCGAGGCAAUUGAACCUCCGGACCAUGUUAGUGUGACUGCUGCUCUUGAUAGUCUAAAAACAUUACAAGCUCUGGAUAACGCUGAGGAGUUAACACCACUUGGAAGGGUUCUGGUUACAUUACCAGUAGAACCCGCUUUAGGAAAGAUGGUUUUAUUAGGUACAAUCUUUCAAUGUUUAGAUCCAAUUCUUACUAUUGCGGCAUCCAUGGGCUCCAAAAGCCCAUUCUUCUCUCCACCUGGUCUAAAACAACAAUCAGAUGCGAUUAAAAUGUAUUGGGCACGAGGACAAUCAAGUGAUCAUUUCGCAGUUUUGAAUGCUUAUAAGGCUUGGUACGAGAUUCAUUCAGCUGGCAAAGUGUCCGAAACUUUCAAGUUUUGUUCUGAUAAUUUUCUUAGCCGAAAUGGAUUACAAAAUAUUGAAAGGAUUAAAACUCAACUGUUGAAUCUUUUAGAACGUAGUGGAGUUGUUCCCCGAUCAAAUCAAUACGGACAAAAUAAACGAAGAGCAGGAUUAACAAUCGGUCCAGCGGAAUGUAACAUGAACGCGAAUUGCGUUCCUUUACUUCGUGCUAUAAUUUGUGCUGGUGUCUAUCCCAACAUUUCUGUUCAGAUCACAAAAAGAAAACUUGGCACCCGUGAUGAAAAUACCACAAUGCAUCCUUCUUCUGUAAACAGUCCGAAUCGUCACGAAAAAGGUGGGGAUAAGGGGAAAGAUAAACAAGGCGAAUCAAAUUCCGCCGUCUCUGGUACACUAUACGCAUACUCUGAAAAAGUAAAAUCGACCAACUCUCAAAUAUUUCUUCGAGAUAUCACCCGCGUUGACCCAUUAUCUGUGAUUUUAUUCGGCGGUAAAAGUGUAUUAGUCUGUAAUGACCGAUCCGCUCAAAUAAUAAUUGAAGAGUGGCUGAAAUUCGAUGGACAUGAACGCGUUUUGAGCCAUACAGCAACACUAAAAUCAAUGUUGGAUCGUUGUCUGACUAAUGUCUAUCAACGAUUAGAGAAUCAAAAUUGGACCAAAAACAAAAGGAGAAAUAGCUUUAAUGAUCCUUAUUUUAUGUAUGAUGAUCGAUAUAAGAAUGAUCCUUACUCUGCAUAUUAUAAUUACGACGACGACGAAAAAGUAAAGUAUUUUCUUGUCAAUGGAAUUGCUGACAUUUUGAUUAGUUUGAAUCAAGAUAUGAAAGAGCAGCAAAAAGACCAGCAAAAAGAAAAGCAUCGAUCAAGACAAUAA